Messenger RNA from Adineta ricciae, 6774 nucleotides. NCBI's taxonomy places the organism in Eukaryota, Metazoa, Rotifera, Eurotatoria, Adinetida, Adinetidae. The record is from the annotation of a GenBank genome assembly.
AUGAUGUUCGAUUUCGACACAUUACCAACUGAAAUUUUCUUUGAAAUUUUCGACUAUUUAACUGUAUAUGAUCUCUUCUAUUCAUGGAUAAAUCUAAAUACUCGAAUUAAUCAUAUCGUACGAUUAUACCCGAUCAGAUUAGAUUUUCAACGAAUAUCUCGUUCGAAAUUUGAUUUCAUUUGCCGAUAUCUUAAACCAACACAAGUUAUCUCGAUAAGUUUUUCUGAAGAAAUCAUGCCGAAUCAGGUGGAAUUAUUUCAAAACUCGUUCCCGUAUUUGCAUCAUAAAUUUCUUUCUUUAAAACAAAUUCAAUAUAUCAAUACUUCAACCAUUCUACCUCAUUUACCCAUCUAUCUUUCGUCUUUGUCCAUCAAGACAUAUUUAAAAACUCCGAAUACCAAUCAUCUCAUCAGUCAAGUCCUUCAUCAACAAGCCGAACAUCUGACUUCAUUACAUGUCGAUGGAUCAUAUGCACUUCGCUCAAUAACAACAACAUUUCCUAAGUUGACACAUUUGACCAUUGACUAUUGCAGUAUUACAGAAUUUCAUCAGAUUAUCGAUUUAAUUCAAUCAUCCUUGGUUUACUUAAAACUAUAUCUUGUCAAGAAUGAUCACACAAAGAUCUUGAAUUUGCAAUCGAUGGCAUACACUCUUCGAUAUUUAGCCUUAUCAUUCUCGGAAGAGAUAAUCAUGUCGUUCGAAUCGGUCGUUCAAUCUAUUGAACAAUUAACCAAUCUGAAAUAUUUCACUAUCGAAGCAACCGGUACAUUAGAUCUCAUGAAUGGCUUUCUCUGGGAGUCAUAUAUAAAACGCAGUGGACUUCAAAAACUGAAUUUCAAGUUUCUUCUCGCUAAUUUUUUAGCCUGUGAUGAAGAUAAGCAUUCCUUGCUAGAAACCUUCCGUUCAAAAUUCUGGCUUGAAGACAAACAGUGGUAUGUAGCAUGUGAAAAGGGCAAUUUAAAAGCGAGUCGUCCAAUCAUCUACUCCCUUCCGUAUUUCCAACCGUCAUUAAUUUUCUAUCCAUCUAAUCAUUUUCUUUGCCUUUCUAAACCAAACUUAGAAGUUUUUCGUUUUCAUCGAAUGUCAAACUUGAUUUUAACCUUUGUGAAAACCGUUCAGCUACCAAUUCGACGAUUCGAGAAUGUUUAUACAUUGACUUUAUUCACACCGAUGUUGCCAUCGACGGAACUUCUUCAAUCGAUCGUCAACCUUCAACAAGUUCGACAACUUGAUAUUUCAUUGCUGAAAAAUCCUGCUAACGAUGAUCUACAAGUGUUAAUUCAUUCUAUGACAAACUUAAAAUGUAUCAAAAUGCAAUAUGAUCCAUCGUUUAUUCCUCCUGAGCAUAUUGAUUCGUAUAUAUUCGUCCAAAGAGAUCGAGAAAUCUUCGUUUUGAGUGCAAAUAUUAUCGAACGAUUUUGCCAUUUAUUUGUACAUAUCAAAUGUUUAGAAAUAACUGUGCAAUCGAAAGAAAUUAUGAUUCGUCUAUUGAACCAUCUGAUCAACUUAGAAUAUGUGAAAAUUUACUGUUAUCUAGAUCGUUUGACUACUAUUAAAUCUCAUUGGUUAAAGAACAACAUUCCACGAUUAGAAACAGCUCAUUUUACCUAUCGAGUCACGUCUACCUGUAUCAUAUUAUCCAUUGGUGGACCGGAAAUAAUGGAUGAGAGUUCAAUGCCAAAAGAUCUGAACGAUGGUCCAAGGACUAAUGUCAGUAUCACGACGGUAGCGCUCGAAUGGAAAUCUACGUUGGAAAUGGCAGGACGAUAUGCCUACUACCUUCAAAAGCCUGAUCAAAAGAACGAUGAUUAUUUAUGUCAAUGUAACAUCGACGCAAAAUCGUUUGGAAAAUAUUGUGAAUAUUUACUGCCAACAGGUUCGACAUUUUCGACAUUGGUGCGAGAGCAAAUGAAAGUCAAGGAAGCGAAUGAAGAAGAAGUUCAGAAAUACAGUGAUGUUAUAUGUUACAAAACAAUUGAAUGCAAUUCUGGUUUGUUAUGUCUUGACUGGCGUGAUAUAUGUGAUGGCAUUCAGCAAUGUAUGUUUGGAUACGACGAAGAGAACUGCGAUAAAUUAGAGUUUAAUGAGUGUGAAGCGAAUGAAUAUCGUUGUAUGAAUGGUAUGUGCAUUCCGAAUGAAUAUUUUCUUGAUGGAGAAUAUGAUUGUAUGGACUUAUCGGAUGAAAAAGGAAUGUUUGAUGAUCAAAGUUGUACAUUCCAACAGAUAAGUUUACAAUGCGAUGAACGAUUGUGUUUACCAAAUUAUUGGUCAUGUGGCGAUGGACAAUGUAUUCCGGAUCGAUUUAAUUUUCAAAAAUCAUCAACGAUAACAGCAACAUGUCGAAAUCGACGUAAUCAGUAUUUCAUGUGUGAAAUUCAUUCGAAAAUGUCCAUGUGGACCAUGCCGAAUGGCAAAUGUUAUGGAGGAUCAGAUUAUAUCGAAGAUCCCAAACUUGAUCAAUGUGAUUAUUUUGUCCGAUGUUCAUUCUUAUCAGGAACGCUAGCAAAUUGUCAUUGUGGAUCAGGUCAUGGCUACUGUUACAGUACCGCAAACGAUUCUUGCUUAGAUGCUCACAUUCGAUAUCCGAACGGUUCAAUCAUUGGUCCGUUUCUAACAUUUAUUUAUGAAAAGACACGUGAUUGGACAGUCUCUAGGCCAGAUUUAAUGCAAAUUAAUGCUACGAUCAAAUGCCGAGGAUAUAUGGUCCAUUAUGAAACCACUCAAGAAUAUGUGAACGGUUUUAAUUUUCGCCAAUUUGAAGACGAGGCAUGUCAAAAGGGAAAGAAGCUGGUUAUUUCAUCCAAAUCCGGUUAUGAUAUCAAUUGUUACCGUAAUUCACAAACGUUCAACCAUCGAUCGUACAAUUUCAUCGAUGUUUGUCAACAGUCACGAGAAUGUAUUUCGGCGUAUCGAAUACAAGAUGGAUUUACGAAUUGCCUGGAUGGAAAUGACGAAAAGCAAACGAAAGGAACUUUUAAUACAUGCUCAAGUCUUCAACAUCAUCGUUUCCAAUGUUCAGCAAAUCAAUCAACUUGUCUUUCACCGAUCAGUCUGGGCAAUCUCGAUGUCGAUUGUGACAAUCGCUUUGACGAAUCAUGGUUCGGCACAGAUAUAACUCUCGCGAAAUUAUUAUGCAAGCGCAAUUCAAAAGAUGAUUGUCUACUCAUCCGACAGUAUAUUGAACGAUCGUGGAGUUUUGACAAGGAUUCUGUUCAGAAUAUGAAUGCAACAAAAACGAUCCCAUUUCGCGCAUAUUGUGAUAGUUUUUGGGACUUUUCCUCGAAAAAAGAUGAAGAUACGCACUUAUGUCGAGCAUGGUGGAAGUGUUUAGAAAAUCAAUGGCAAUGUCGAACAGGUCAAUGUAUCGAUCGAAAAUGGGUUCUAGAUAACGAAUGGGAUUGCUCGGAUGCAUCGGAUGAAGAAGGCAUUCUUUUCCCGAAUAAUACCUUUUCAUCUCGAAAUGAACAAUUAAUCAGUGCAGAAAGCAUUAUUCAGAAAUUCAAGCAUGAAUAUGAGAAGGCACCAUUGAUGUCAUUGUGUGAUCAUGUCACGGAAUUUCCAUGCUUUCGAAUCAAUUCUUCGGAUCCAUUAGGUAAUAUCAACGGUUCCAACCGGCCGUGCAUUCCUCUAGAAAAAGUUGGCGAUGGUCAUAUCGAUUGUCUAGGUGCACUAGAUGAACAAAAUACCGAAGAGUUCUGUCGUCGAACGACCAUGCUUGGCAAGAAUUUUAAGUGUUUGUCAAGUAAUACCUGCCUAUCCUAUUCCUCAGUUUGUGAUAUACGUUGUCCGAAUCAAUCCGAUGAUCGUACAGUUUGCUACGGUGAAAUGCGCUUGCCAAAUUGUUCACAUCCUCGGAUCGACUUCACAUGCUUUGAUGGUCAGUGUGCAACGGGCGGUUGGUGCGACUCGGAACCAGAUUGUACACAUAGUGAAGAUGAGUAUUUAUGUGGUCACGAAAAAAUCCUUACGAAAACGCCUCGCGAAUCUAUACACCGACGAAAUAAAGAGAUCACUGUCGAUUAUCGAGAUGAACCUUUUCAACUACCACAAAUUCCUGCACAUGUGAACAAAACUAAAAGGAUCGAAUCGCCAUCGACAAAGACAAUCGAAUCCUCAGAUAGAACCAUUCUCGAAGAUCCCUCAACUUCAUUAGUAUCCUAUCAAUGCAAUCGAGGUGUUGGUGUAUUUACACUUAAGAGUUUCGUUGUUUGUUUUUGUCCGCAACAAUAUUAUGGCGAUCGCUGUCAGUACCACAACGAUCGAAUAACAGUAAUGUUACAUAUGAAUUUUUCUCAGUCAAUCUACGUCCAAUCGAAUGAUGCAUCACUCCUACUCAAGAUGCUCGUUCUAUUCAUUUUCAAAGAUGAAGUCCUCAGUUCGUAUGAAUUUCACGCUCGACCAGCAGUGGAAUUAACAACGUACUACAAAAAGAUCGAUCAUGUUGUCUAUUCCCAUUCCAAUCAAUCAAUGCUAUACAAACGAUCACGCUACUUGGAUCGUUCGAAUAUAACUCUUCAACACCCAUAUGCAGUCCGAAUCGAAGUAUUUCAUGUGAAACCAGAUGAAAAGCCAUCUCUGAUAGCUGUGUGGCAAUAUCCAAUCUACUUCGAUUUUCUUCCAUCGUAUCGAUUUGCAAAAGUUCUUCAUUUAACAGUACCUCAAACAGUGGGAAAUCCGUGUUCAAGUAGUCCGUGUGGAAAACACCGCAUAUGUCAGCAAAUUCUGAAUGACAAGUCGAACUAUGUCUGCCUUUGUCCGGAAAAUUUCCACGGAUCAAAUUGUUCAAUCUUAGAUCAAACAUGCAAGAAUGGUUAUUGCGCGAAAGAUGCAUUAUGUAAACCAGCUUAUCGAGGUUCAUUAAACCGAAAUGAACUUCCGUAUUGUGUAUGUCCGAAAGGUAUGUACGGUUUUCGUUGUGCCCUGAAACAAGACCAAUGCGACUCGAAUCCUUGUCGAAAUAAUGGAACAUGUAUUCAGGCAGCUACACCCGGCCAGUAUUAUUGUGUUUGUGGUCAACAUUAUCAAGGUACAUAUUGCGAGAAUGAACGCGAUGUCGUUCGUUUGUACGUGAACAAAAGCAUUGAGCACCAAGCUGCUGUGAUACAAUAUUUCAGUAUUGAUUAUACAAAUCUGAAAUUUGUUCUCGAUGAUCAACAGUUAUUCAAGCAACUUCCACCAUCGACAUUCUAUCGACAUGAACAGAAAAGGAAACUCUCGGAAAUUAUUCUAAUCAGAUUGUACAGAGAGUUACAAGCAUCGAUGCAUUUGAUUUCAGUUUAUAUCGAUUCUACAUCAUUCAAUGCGACAAUCGAAGCUACGGAAAUGAAUCAAUGCCAACAUGUGGAUAAACUAUUUCCACCGGACGAAGAAAUCUCCCCUAUCAAAUACCAUUUUCUUUGUACAAAUGGAACGGAUUUAUUGUGUUUCUAUGAUAUGAACUACUUAUGUAUUUGCGAUGAGAAUCACACGCAUACCGAGUGCUUUGAAUACGAUCAUUCAUUGGAUCGAUGUUUCAAUUGUCUUUCUGGUGGCAAGUGUAUUCAAGGCAAUCGUUUGAAAUCAGAUGACUAUCUUUGCAUUUGUUUGCCUUGCCAUUCAGGCAAAUCUUGUCAAUUCAGUUCUAAAUCAUUUUCAUUUACACUCGAUCAAUUGUUUUCAGCUGAUCUCUUGUCGCGCAAUCGAUUCGUUCGCUAUGCAUCGAUUUAUUUAUUAACUAUUGGUUCAUUGGUGAUAUUCCUCAUUGGUUUCAUCAACAAUAUCUUUGCCUUUGCUACUUUCCGUCGACCGAAAUGUCGACGAUACGGUAGCGGACAGUAUCUUCUGUUUAUGAGUAUAAUCAAUCAAAUAAGUCUCGGCGUUUUAGCAUUACGAUUGAUUCAUUUAACAAUCAAUAUGCUCGCCCAGCAUUUUCAUCCGACUUUCAAUAACGUUUGUUGUUCCUUAUUGAAUUAUUUACUCAAAUCUUCGAGUCGACUUACAUAUUGGUUAGUAGCAUUGAUCGCGAUCGAACGUGUGUAUACUACCGUGUUUCUGAAUAAACAAUGGUUGAAAAAACCAUACAUCGCUCGUCGAUUGAUUAUUCUGACGACGAGUGGGAUACUGGUGACAAGUGCUUAUGAAUUACCGUUUGUCACUUCGCACUCUGGUUUCAAUGAUGCUAGAAGUUCAAUAUGUAUUCUAGCAUUUCCGGACCAUGAUUCUGGCUGGCUAUAUAUACAUCAAGGAGUAACAAUUAUCAAUGCAUUAGUGCCAUUUGUAAUCAAUUUAUGUUCUAUGAUAACAAUUAUGUAUGUAGUCAUUCAAAAGAAAAUGCUCGUUAGUCAAGGAAACAUCUAUUCGGUUCGAGAUGAAAACAGAACCAUGUCAUCGGUAAUACAGAAAGAUGUCAGUGGUGGUGAAGAUCGGUCUCAGACUCGACUGGAAUUAUUUCGUGAAGUUCUUUAUGAAAAUAAAGAGCUAGUCAUUGGUCCAGCUGUUACGCUUGUUCCUCAAUUAUUCUCUUUGCCUCUAUUUAUCGCUUCACUGACUCUCGCUUGUCAAACAAUUGAAACAAGUUCGAUUCGAUAUCUUAUAACCAUAUCCUAUUUCAUAACAUUUAUUCCUCAGUUAAUCAGCUUUUUUCUCUAUGUAUCUCCGUCAUCGUUGUAUUCGCAUGAAUGGCAUGCAACGGAUCUAAGCAAACGUUUGACAAUGCUCCGAUACUUUCGACGAUCGACGAAAACAGUAACCCGUGGUUCAUUCGAUCAAAUCGAAGAUAAACAUUAUACAAAAUAA